GUUGACGAGGGUAUCGAAGCGAUGCUGUGCUGUUGGCUCCAACAGAUACAGGAGUUUGGUGGACCGGAGGUGGACAAACCGGACCUUUUGAAAGGAUCGAUCGGUUCGCUGAAAAAUCUCGGUCUACCCGUGCCACCCAAGACUAGCUCGGGCAGUGAGACGCUGGUCCGGCAUAACACCACCAGUGGGGGAGCAGCGCUGGAGUUCAAAGCACGAUACAACGGUGAUUUAGUUCAACUGAAAGAAAUACCACUCAGCUCUGGGUCGUCCCAGGAACUCAAGACGAAGGCGAUGGAUCUGCUCGUAAUAGCACACGGAUUACGACACGAGAAUAUUAAUCCGCUAAUAG
Messenger RNA from Topomyia yanbarensis, 349 nucleotides. RefSeq lists its product as uncharacterized. The annotation marks the transcript as partial. NCBI's taxonomy places the organism in Eukaryota, Metazoa, Arthropoda, Insecta, Diptera, Culicidae. The transcript has 2 exons. The record is from RefSeq and is a predicted model, not a curated record.